CUACGUUCAAAAUUAUAAAAUCAUUGUAUUUUCAUCGCAUACGAUGAAGAGUAUGAAGACAAAGACGCAAAUAAAUAGGAUAGAAACGGCCGUAGCAUACCGCUCAUGUCUCGGUUAUUUCCCAGGUUUCUUGGCUUCCCAGAAACACAAAAACCAAAAAAAAAAGCCUUUGCCUUGCUCUGAUAAUUUAGGUACUUCGUCGUCCCCCUUUUCUCUCUGGCAACGACAGCGACAAAGGGACGCGGGAAGCAACAUAACUCCAGAAGCUCUCACCAAAUUUCCCAUUAUAACUUUCUCCUUUCACCUCUCCAAGCUCAUGUCAACGAGUUCUAUCUCUUUCUUUUUUUCUGUUUCUGUCAUUCGAAUUAAAUGACGUCGUUUUUGAAUCCUCAGACCUGUCCUUAACGUGUCGAAUCUUUCUUUCCUUCGUCACGCCUUCCAAGCCAAGCACCGCCCUUCCAUUCCCUUCCCCCAACCGCCAACCAUCUUAUUUCCUUACAUUUAAUGCGAAAAAAUUCAAAAAACAAAAAUCUUCUUUUUUUUUUUCUUUGCCUUAAUGUCUGAUUAUUUUGAAUUUAUAGCACUGACUUUUCUUGAAGUUAGUUCCGAUUCUCUUUUCUCCCCCGUUGAUUUUUUUUUCUCUUUCUGUUUCGCUACGCUUUUAUUUUUUUCUUUGUUAUGAAGUUCAAAAGUUAUUGUUUCCUUCGUUUUCUCUCCCUUUCCUCUCUUCCAUUUUCAUGGAAUUCCUUUCUUCAAGUGAUUUGCCAUAAUUUGAAAUCAAAACGGAGCUUAUAGCAUUGUUUUGAUGGGGAAACACGAUGAUACACGCUCUGUUUUUCCUUUAACCAGUCUCCAAAUCGGAGAUUUGCAGUCUUAUCUUUCUGAUCUUAGUCUUUUCCUGGCCUCUGAAAGUAACAAAUUCUACAUUUUGGUGGAUAACCGGCCAUGGCUUAGAGACUUAGGUUCAAGGCCAGCUCACUUGUGGCAAUUGAUGGUUACCAAGUCCAGGUUAUCUCCUUUUGCUAACACGAAAGGUCGUAGGGAGAGAAAGGAGGGAAAGGAAGCUUCUUCCAAAGCAAAUGCUAAAGAUUCGAAGAAGUUUGAGAGAUGGUUCUCUUUGAUUGAUGCUGCAACAUUGUCGAAAAAGAGGGUUUUGUUACCUGUUAAGAAACUGAGAACCUCUUUGCUUCUUAGCAGUGAGCUGCAUAGGAUAUUGUAUGGUUUCAUUGUGUUUGAAGUUGCAUGGUCCAAUGUUCAAGGUCUUAACUACUUAAAUGAGCUUCAGGUCUUUGCUCUUACUGAUACCUCUCUGGCUAUAGAGGCUAAGUUCAUGCGAAGAUGGGAAUUUGACAGCAUUGAUCAAGCAGGAAGCUGCAUAGCUUCAUGGUUCUCCGGAACAUUCUCAGAGCAGCGUUGUUUGAAACAGUACCUGGAUUUGACAAUUGGAGAGGUCUUCUAUGAUGCUGAAGAAGAUUUUCCAAGCCCAAUCCCUUUUGAUGAUGAUGAUGAGGAAAAUAUAUAUGAUGAUGGUUUCAACACUGAGGAUAACUUCCCCCGUGAUCAUUGUGGCAAUUUCUGGGUGUGCCCUGCAACCAUGGACUGUGAAACUUUUGAGCCACACACUCCUCCUCCUACUGGGCCUUAUAAGAGAAGGAAAGUAACUAAGGCAAUCAGUACUGGAGUUGAAGUUGAUGUUUAUUGUGAGGAAACCCAAAGGCAAUCUGAAAACUCAUUAGACAAGUCUAAUGAAAAUGCAGUCGAAGCUACAGAGUACAGGGAUGUUCUUAUUUUGUUUAGAUUUGAUGAUAGAGAUCUCCCAUUUAAAUUACAACAAAUAAUAACGCCUGAUCUGAGGUUACUUCGUUUAUUGGAGGCUGGUCUUCCAUCUUGGGUCAUUUUCCUUCAAUCAUAUCCUGGCUUUUGCCAGAUCUAUCGCCCAUGGAUGUGCCCCCUGGCCAGAGCUCUAUAUGUUUUGAUUUCAAUCAUUACUGUUCUAAUAGGAUUUUAUGAUUUAUACAAAAAUGUCCCUGUUCUUAAGGCAACUGCUUCUCGUUUAUGUGGGCCACUUUUUGAUUGGAUAGAAACCUGGGAGAUGGUAUCCAGGAUCAAGUACUUGGGAACUAUGCUAUUUCUACAUAACUUUCAGAAGGCUGUGCAGUGGUUUUUGACAGUUACCCGUGCUACUCGGUCAUUUUUCUCUUUCCUUUAUCUGCCACUGGCAGAACCGUUUAUGGAGGUUUUGGGCUACGUUUUUCCAGUUUGGAAUAUGUUCAGUGAAGUAAUGGAAAGCUUCUUUUCGGCCAUAUGGAUUGUGAUUGGUUCUCUCAUGGAAGUUGUUCUGAUGCCUAUAUGGUUUAUUGUCUUAGUUCUCCAGAGCAUUGCAACUUCUAUCCUUUUUCCUAUAUUUUGGAUUCUAUGGGAAAUACUUUAUGCACCAGUACGCCUGGUCCUUGCAUUAGCCAGUUUUGUGGCUUUUGUGUGUGGCUUCAUCUCUGAUUUGGGUGGAGACGUAUGGCGGUCUUUAGGUAGCAUACUUCGGCUUGCUUCAGCAUCUGAAGCAACAGUGAGCACGUAUGAAGUUUCCAUGUGGCGAUCACUUUGGAAUGACCUUUUUUCCCAGGUUUUUCGUGCUGUCAGAAGUAUAUUAAAUGGCUUUGUUGCCUUCUUCACAGCCUGCAACAGACAUCGCCUAAGCAUUUAUAAUCAUGUACAAUAUUUUAUUCGAAGACCAUUUGGUGGAGCCUCAAGAUCUCAAACCUCAGAUCAUAGACGAAGUAAAUCAACUCGUGGAAAUCAAUAUCAAUCAGAAGCGAGGAGGAGAGUCCAUAGUAAAUAUAGUCCUCGUACAUUGUCAUUUUGAGCUUAGAAGAAGCAAGAAGGAUGCAAGAGAAGCCAUGGAAAGGAGGGGAAAGAAAAUAUCACCGGUACAGGUUAGAGAUAAUUUCAUUCAUUUAUUUUCUUUGUUC
Molecule: messenger RNA, 2966 nt
Organism: Durio zibethinus
Lineage: Eukaryota; Viridiplantae; Streptophyta; Magnoliopsida; Malvales; Malvaceae
Source: RefSeq, a predicted model, not a curated record